CUGUGGCCUGUUUCCCUUGUCCAGAUUGGAGCAGCUCUGUUCUUACUGCACCCUGCUGCUGGACUCCUGUCUCCAAAGAGCACAGAGAUGGGGACUGCAAGUUAGAAAGCCCCUGCACAACAAGCAAGACUGUAUGCUGACCAUGAACGUCACCACAAGUUUUUAGUGGCACCUCUAGUUUGAGGGGAACAGACUGGCUAAGAAAUAUCUCCUGUGAUUUUAUGCACAAGCUCCCAACUUCUGCCAUCUGAACAACGUUCCUGAGGUGACAACCUCAUACUUCCAGCAGCCGGGUGAUAAAGCUGUCUGCAUUCAGCUUCUCGUAUGCCGUUUUGUGGCCACACUCUCAGUCCCGACUGGGAAAAGGGCAGAAAAUGCAUAGGAUCCCAGCUGGGUGUGGAAACCUGCUCUUACCUGUAUCAGCAGAGACUCUGAGUAUGCCAGUACACUGAUGCAAUAGCAUUUUGCUCCUCUGAGCGUGGGCACAGCACUGAAGAUGAGCAUUGGUCAGGGAGUGCCAGCACUGACUCUGUGCUAGCACAGCUUCUCCUACUGAGCAUUUAUGGGGGCAGCCCUACAGCGAAGGGGUGGCCAUGGCAGCAGCAGGCUGAGCAAUCUCUCCCCCCAGGCUGUGCCUCCUCCAGGACCUUCCCCAGUUGCUGGGUGCCCACAGAGUCGUUGUGACAUCAUGGAGCUCUCAGUGACUGCACUGUGGGGCACCUGGUGCGUUACCAGAUGUUCACAGCAGGGAAGGAGCAGCACAGUGCUCAACAUGGGGAUCUCCUUCAUGUUUAAGCGCUGUGUGGCUUUUCUGUUCCCUGGCAGCCUCGGCCAUUCCAGCCCCCCCUCUUGGGCCACCCUUAUGUGGGACACUGUCCAAACCUCCAACCUGUGCUCCCCAGAUGACCACCUUUUGCCCUCCUGUGCCCAGCUGGAUGCAAUCAUGGAGGUGAUCAGCAGGAACGGCCCAGCCCUGUGCCUGCUCAGCGGGAUGUUGUUUGUGGCCAUUUUUAUAUGUAGCAAAGCCUGGAGGAGAUGGAAGGAGAACAUGAGCCAUCCACAUCCAGCUUUCACGGGGACUCACAGCUACAGCACGAACAUUGUCCUUGAGGAGCUCUGCCGGUUGGAAGCAAAUGUCACCGUGAUGCGGAAGAUCAUGAGGAGGCUGCUCCUGAGACUCCCAGAAGCUGGCAGGACCAAAACAAAGAAGAGAAAGAGGAGAGACGUGGAAGAGGAGGAGCGUCUUAUCUUUACCUGAGUGCCCAACCAGAGCUCCUGAGUGGUUCUGGGAGGGAAUUGGGAUCGUUCCCUAUGAAUAAAGGGUAGGAACUUGA
This is a messenger RNA of Coturnix japonica (Japanese quail), 1334 nucleotides long. RefSeq lists its product as uncharacterized. The record is from RefSeq and is a predicted model, not a curated record. NCBI's taxonomy places the organism in Eukaryota, Metazoa, Chordata, Aves, Galliformes, Phasianidae.